AUGCAAAUAAGUGCCAGAAAAGGUGCAGGAAGUGAAUCAAUUUCAUCCGAAAAGACUGUUGUAGCUAUUUAUCGAUCAACCACUUUUCAUCAAUUCAGGUCUAUCUUUUAAUGUCAUAUGUUGGUGGAGGGAAAUAUUUGGGGUUGUGUUCAAUGCGCGUCAUAAUUAUCGACGCAUUUCUAUUUUUUAAGUUUUCAAAAGUUAUGUAGUACUUCUUUUACUGAAGCUGAUUUAGGCGAAUUUCGAAUAUAUAUGUUGACAAAAAUAUAUUUCCGAGUUAUCUGAGCGAAAAAUUCUCAAAGAGGCGUUUUUCAGCGGUUUUAAUAGUCAAAAAAGGGAACAGAAGCCAAGGAGGUGUUUAUAUGAAAUACUCGAUGCGAAUCGCAAAGGAACGAAUGAAGAAAUUCGUGUAGCUUAUUACAAAAAGGCACGGCAAUGCCAUCCGGAUCGGGCUGGCGAGCAAUCUGUUCAAGAGGUUUUUUUAAUUUUCAGAUUGAAAACAAAGAAAUGUGGAAAAAUAUUUAAAAAAAAAGAUCAGAUUCAUCUUGGUAUCUGUUUUCAGUUUCAACAAAUUCAACAAGCCUAUGCGAUUUUGUCGGACCCUGACCUCCGCGCAAUUUAUGAUAAAUUCGGGUAUCGAGGUCUUGAGGUCAGAAUAUCAUUUCUGAAAUGGAAAUUAUUCUGAGAAAAUCCAAUUUUUUGAGAUGGCGUCGAAGAUGUCUCCAGAUGACGUAAACGACCUUGCUAAAGCGGUUGCCAGAGUCCCUGGCUUAGGUUUUAGGGUAAAAAUUGUUUCUGUUUAUUUUUAAUUUUGAAAAAAUUAGUUUUUUGAUCUACCUCUUUUUUCGGACGUUUUCAGAUCAUAUUGUCUUGUGUUGGAGUGCUCACUUGUUGUUUUUGUUGCUUUUGCUGUUGUUUAUGCUGCGCCCCGUGUCGUGGUUCUCAUCAAAGACCUUGCCAACCCACGGUAUUGAUUCCUCGUUUGCAUUAAAAUAUAACUUCAUUCCAGACGUUUGAAUACUCGGAAACGUUUUACAGUGCAACUUCCAAAACUAGAAAAAGUAGCGAAGUUUCUUCACCUGAGUUACAUGACUUCAACGCCCCAGGCUACACUUGA
This is a messenger RNA of Caenorhabditis auriculariae, 1117 nucleotides long. NCBI's taxonomy places the organism in Eukaryota, Metazoa, Nematoda, Chromadorea, Rhabditida, Rhabditidae. The record is from the annotation of a GenBank genome assembly.